Rotaria sp. Silwood2 is the source of this 2544-nucleotide messenger RNA. The record is from the annotation of a GenBank genome assembly. NCBI's taxonomy places the organism in Eukaryota, Metazoa, Rotifera, Eurotatoria, Philodinida, Philodinidae.
AUGGAAAAUCUUUUAACACAUAUACAAAAACAAUUGAAUGAUGAUUCAUCUGAUAAUAUUGAUUCGGUAUCAUCACCAGUAUCGAGCUCAAAUACUGGACAUGAAUUUCGUCAAAUUCAAUUACCUCAAACAAGAAUGGGUAUAGGAUCAACAGAAGGUGAUUUAAUUGUUAUGAUGAAACAAUACCUGGAAAUUGUUGGCCUUGUCUUUUUUGUUUGGUUACUUGGAUAUUUUCAUUUCAGUGUCUCAUGGAUUUUAUUAGCUGUAUUUAUAUAUUUAUUUCGAAAACGUCAACGCAGUCAGUCUAAACUACGCCAUAAAAUGUUAAAUCAAAUAAACAAUAAUGAAGAAAAAUAUAUUAAAGCAAGUCUAGAUGAAUUGCCAUCAUGGGUUUUUUUUCCUGAUGUUGAACGAGCAGAAUGGAUGAAUCGAAUAAUAAAACAAGCAUGGCCAUAUGCAAAUAGAUAUCUUGAUCAAGCUGUUUUUCGUGAUGUACUUAUUCCAUUAAUACGUGGAACAUCAUCAGCAUUAUCAGAUUUUUCAUUUCAAAAACUUGAUCUUGGAGAAAUCCCACCUAGAAUUGGAGGUAUUAAAGUUUAUACAGAUAAUGUUCGUGAUCAAAUUAUGAUGGACGUUGAAGUUUUUUAUGCUGGUGAUGCAUGUAUUAAAGCAAAAUUAAAAGGAAUUGUAUGUGGAAUUAGAGAUAUACAAUUUGUUGGUGAUAUUCGAAUUAUUUUAAGUCCUCUAAUUAAUACAAUACCAUUAGUUGGUGCAGUAACAUAUUUUUUUCUUAAAAGACCUAGUAUUGAUUUUAAAUUAACUGAUGCUGGGACAUUAGUUGAUAUACCUGGUCUUAAUGAUAUAAUGCUUGUUCAAAUAAAUGAUAUUUUAGCAUCAAUGAUGGUUUUACCUAAUAGACAAGUUCUUCCACUUGUUAACGAUAUACAAAUAGGAUAUUUAAGAUGGUCUAAUCCUCAGGGUGUUGUACGAGCAUUUAUUUUGAGAGCACAAAAUUUAAUUAAAGCAGAUAUUACACUUCUUGGAAAAGGAAAAAGUGAUCCAUUUGUUAAAGUUAAGGUACCAGGUAGUAUUGAGUAUAAGACAAAAACAAUUAAUAAUACAACGGAUCCGGAAUGGAAUGAAGUAUUUGAAUUUGUUGUUGAACAAUAUGAAAGUGAUUCAAUUGAAUUUGAAGUAUAUGAUGAAGAUCCUGGUAAAGAUGAUUUUAUCGGAAGAGCUCAAUUUCGUCUUAAUGCAUUAGUUGACAAUGAUGCUGUUGAUACUUGGUUAACCUUACAAGAUGUGAAAAAAGGUUCAUUAAAUGUUAGUUUACAAUAUUUUUCAUUAACAAAAGAAAAAGCCGCUCUUGAAAUUAUGGAAAGAAAAAAUAGUCAAUUGAUAAAACGAGAAAAAUUAUCAAAAGCUUUACUGGUUUGUUAUAUUGAUCGGUGUAAUAAUCUUCCUCGAUCAAAAAAAACUCGUCGAGAACCAAACCCAUUUUGUCGAAUUAAAGUUGAAGGGACUGAAAGGAAAACUCAAGCAUUUGAAAGUCAAACAAAUCCACAAUUUGAACAUGUAUCACAAAUUUUAUGUGCAAAUCCACUUCAUGAAAAAUUAAAAAUUGAUAUAUGUGAUGGACGAAAUAAUAAUGACAUAAUUGCAUACUUUGAAAUAUCCAUUAAACAAAUCUAUGAUACUGAUACAAUGACUAUUGAUACACAAUCAUAUCCACUUAGAAGUUUAUCUGAACCGUUAGAUAAAGCAGAAAUUAUUCUUCGUUUAUCACUGUUUAUUUUGUCUCCUGGACGUUCAGGUGAAAGUCGCUUAAGUCCAUCACCAAAAUUACCAUCAUCUCCAAGUAUGAAAUCAUUUGAUAUGUUAUCAACAUCAGGAACAACUACAACAACAGAUACUAAACGUAAUAAUAUGCAAGCAUCACCACUUCAAACAUCAUUGGAAGAAGAUAAUGCAUCGAAAUCAAUUGCAUUUGGUCUUCAAAUGCAUUCGACACCAAUUAGCCACCAUUCUUUAUUGGAAAGUCGUAUAACACCUGACAAAAAAACUUUUAUUGUAUCUGAUGAUCCUGAUUUAAAAUCAAUACAUUUUGGUAAAAUAAAACUUGGUAUUCGUUAUACUCAUCAGCGUACAGCUUUAUCCGUAACAAUAUAUGCAUGCAAAGGACUUAUAAAUGUUCAUCAACAGAAUUUACCUGAUCCAUAUAUACGUCUUUCUUUAAUACCAGAUUUUAAAAAAGAUAAAAAGAAAACAAAACCUAUUCAUGAUACACUUAAUCCAAAUUAUGAUGAUUUAUUUGAAUGGUCAGCAUCAUUAGUUGAUGUACGUCGACAACGUCUUUCUAUAAGUGUUAAAAAUAAUUCACCAUUGUUUGCACAAGAACAAACAUAUAUGGGUGAUCUUCAAAUUGAUUUAUCAAAUCUUGAUCCAGAAAAAACAAGUAUUGCUUGGUAUGCAUUACAAGAACCAAAUACAAGUGGUGGUGGAAUUAUAAAAAUAAAAUAUGAUACAUUAGAAUCAAAUGAAUAA